Messenger RNA from Metarhizium robertsii ARSEF 23, 405 nucleotides. RefSeq lists its product as uncharacterized. NCBI's taxonomy places the organism in Eukaryota, Fungi, Ascomycota, Sordariomycetes, Hypocreales, Clavicipitaceae. The transcript has a single exon. Bases 1 to 405 code for a protein of 134 amino acids. The record is from RefSeq and is a predicted model, not a curated record.
AUGCCGUCCGUCAAGAACCCCAACGGCCCGUCCAAGAACCGGCUCGCCGCCCGCGCAUCCGCCGCCAAAAAGGUCCGCAGAAAGCGCAGCGAAUUGGCCCGGAACAAAAUUUCAAAGCAGGACGUCGCCCGCGGCGCAAGACCCGGGAUCCUGCCCACGAGCGGUCCGCGGGCGAAAGUGAGCGCCAAAAAGGCGAGGAAGCUGGAGAAGAAGAUGGGGUAUGCGCUAAAGAGGAGAAUGGAGGCCGAGGGGGAGAAGCAGAUGCUGGGUGAGCCUGAACUUGCGACUGAAUUUCUUUUUGCGUCUUGGUCAAGGGCAGCACUGACGAGUCUUGUAGAUGCGCCUGAUGUGGAUGCCGAGGUUGAGAAGCAGCUGAAUGCGGAGAACGACAUGGAUAUCCAGUGA